Molecule: messenger RNA, 794 nt
Organism: Heterocephalus glaber (naked mole-rat)
Lineage: Eukaryota; Metazoa; Chordata; Mammalia; Rodentia; Bathyergidae
Gene: Clic3
Product: CLIC family member 3
Source: RefSeq, a predicted model, not a curated record
GGUCCCCGCCCUGUGCCCUGCGCCAGGUCGGACACCUGAGCUCUCACCAUGGCUGAACCCGCCAAGCUCCAGCUGUUUGUGAAGGCAAGUGAGGACGGCGAGAGCAUCGGGCACUGCCCCUCCUGCCAGCGGCUCUUCAUGGUCCUCCUCCUCAAGGGCGUGCCCUUCACCCUCACCACCGUGGACACGCGCAGGGCGCUGGAUGUGCUGAAGGACUUCGCGCCAGGCUCGCAGCUGCCCAUCCUGCUUUACGACGGGGACGCCAAGACCGACACGCUGCAGAUCGAGGAAUUUCUGGAGGAGACGCUGGGACCGCCCGACUUCCCCAGCCUGGCCCCGAGGCACCGGGACUCUAACACGGCGGGCAAUGACGUCUUCCAGAAGUUCUCGGCGUUCAUCAAGAACCCCGCGCCCGCGCAGGACGACGCCCUGUACCAGCAGCUGCUGCGCGCCCUCGCCCGGCUGGACGGCUACCUGCGCGCGCCCACGGAACACGAGCUUGCGCGGGAGCCGCAGCUGCAGGAGUCCCGCCGCCACUUCCUGGACGGGGACCAGCUCACGCUGGCUGACUGCGGCCUGCUGCCCAAGCUGCACGUCGUGGACACGGUGUGCGCGCACUUCCGCCGGGCACCCAUUCCCGCCGAGCUGCGCGCUGUGCGCCGUUACCUGGACCUGGCGCUGCAGGAGAAGGAGUUCAAGUACACGUGCCCGCACCGCGCAGAGAUCCUGGCCGCCUACCGGCCCGCCGUGCACCCCCGCUAGCGCCCACCUGCCCUCGAUAAAGGUUCUCUGCC